Molecule: messenger RNA, 4136 nt
Organism: Gavia stellata (red-throated loon)
Lineage: Eukaryota; Metazoa; Chordata; Aves; Gaviiformes; Gaviidae
Product: rho GTPase-activating protein 7-like
Exons: 15
Coding region: 1-2697 (898 amino acids)
Biological process (GO): signal transduction; actin cytoskeleton organization; regulation of Rho protein signal transduction
Molecular function (GO): GTPase activator activity; protein binding
Source: RefSeq, a predicted model, not a curated record
AUGCGCUCAUCUGUUGUCACCUUCAGCCCUGGCGCUAUUAUUAAAGCGGACCUGCGUUUCUUCACCGUAGCGGCACCCUGGCUGGAGCUAAUACCUUUCCUUCUAGGGCAGCAGCUCCUGGGUCGCGCCUUCGCGCGCAUCCAGCGGUUCUGGCAACGAAUCCGAAUAGGAGACACCGACUUGAGCAAUCAGAUGGGUGCGGCAUUCCAGCCCCCUCCCACCGUGCAGAGGGUCUGUCCGGAGGGUGAAAUUGAAGCCAGAGAAGCCUGCGACUGGCUGAGAGCUGCCGGUUUUCCCCAGUAUGCUCAGCUCUUUGAAGAUAUGCAGUUUCCUAUUGAUGUAAAAACUGUGAGGAAAGAUCAUGAAUUUUUAGAUGGAGAUGCGAUUGACUCACUAUUCAGACGGUUGAACACAUUGAACAAGUGUGCAUCAAUGAAAGUGGAAAUAAGCCCUCAGAGGAAACAAAGUGAUGACUCUGAAGAUGAUGAACCUUGUGCAAUAAGUAACAAAUGGGCUUAUGAGAGGUGCACUCAGAGAUGGUCUCGUAUCGAGAGCCUAGAAUGUUUCCCAGGAGAGGAAGGUGCUAGUGCAUCAGUCCCAGGAAGUCCAAUACCGAAGAGCAUCAGCAACGAGGCUACUAAGCUUCUGGAUCCUGGCGAGAAACACGAUGUGUCCUCAAUUCACAGUACUAGCAGUGGUGACAGUGACACUGUUAGCUUCACAAAACCUUUUGAAGAUGUGGAAACCAGCACGAGUUCCUCAAGAUGUUCCUCGGUUAAGGUGGCUUCACUGGACUCUGCCUUUAGUUGUUCUCCUCCCCCCAGUGAAUUUUUAAAUAUCACCAGUGAGGAGAAGCUUUUGGAUAAAUCACCAUAUAAAAAGAGGAAGAGCCUUCUAAAGAAAAUGGAGAAGUUGCACUUAAGGAGCUGCAACUUAAGGAGUGGUCAGUCAAAGGCCAAACCCAUAAUAAGUGAACCUGUUCUUCUGGAAGGACUUAAUGAAGAAAAGAUGAAGAUGCUGAACUGUGUAAAUAUUUCCGACCUCUCUGGCAUCCAAACAAAGAACAGUUCUUCCUUUUCUCCCCAGAGUUGCAAUAGCAGCAAUCAGUCUGAAAAUAGCAGCACAGUGAGCACUCCAAGUCCUGUUAUAAAACCUCGAAGCCACUGGGAAGGAAGGGAUGUGUGUGCAGAGGACUUGGAUUCUACCAAGCUCUUGCUGUGGAAUGAUCUGUCUCAGCAAAACCUAAAAAAUGACAUGAAAUUACACACGACUCAGAUGUUUCAAAUACCACAAGGCCAUAAACCUGGCACUUUCCCCAAAGCACUUACAAACAGUUCCCUGUCUCCCGUAGACAACUCUUCCGUCAACUGGAGAACUGGGAGUUUUCAUGGGUGCAGAAGGAGCCAGAGCAGAAGCAGUUCCAAGGACUCCAGAGCCCCCAGGAGCCCCUUUUCAUGCACAGAUAACAGGCUGAGUGUAUAUGACAACAUGCCCAAUAUCGAACUUGAUAAGUUGGAGGCAAUAGAAGUUGGUGAUGAUGAUGUUUUUACAGAACUGAACAAUGUUAUAGAAGAUGUCAAUGGUCUCAAAAAGUUGGUUGAUCAGUGGACAGAGAAGUUCUCAGAUGAUGGGAAUGCGGACUUUGCCUGUGACUUGAAAUCUUUGUAUCCAUCCUCAUCUAAAGAAAUCUGUCUUGAAACAGAGGGCUUGACAGCACCCUUCCCAACCACUGAGGGAGAAAGAAGCUGUGGACUGGGCAAGGAGAUCAGUUCUGUACACGUGGCGUACAUGACAGACUCUAAAAAGAGCAACAGGCACAGGAAGCAACACUGGUCCGUGGAAGAGAGUGUGAACUUGGAAAGCCUUUCCAUCCAGACCGAUAGCCACUCAGCUGCUCAGCUAGCCCGGACACAAAAGCUGGCUUUGUUGAAACUCACUGCUUUAAUGGACAGAUACUCCCCUUCCAGUAAGCAGGGCUGGAACUGGACUAUACCAAAGUUCAUUAAAAAAAUAAAAGCCGCUGACUACAAGGACAAAAAUGUGUUUGGGGUGCCUUUGCUUCUGAAUGUGCAGCGAACAAGCCACCCACUGCCUAACGGCAUACUGCAAGCACUGGACUAUCUAAGAAGCCACUUUCUUGACCAGGUUGGCCUGUUCCGAAAAUCUGGUGUUAAAUCCAGGAUUCUGUCUUUAAGAGAAAUGAAUGAAACCAACCCGAACAACGUAUGUUACGAAGGGCAGUCAGCAUUUGAUGUGGCCGAUAUGGUGAAGCAGUACUUCCGAGACCUUCCCGAGCCUAUAUUUACUAGCAGGCUCUGUGAAUCCUUCCUCCACAUCUACCAAUACGUGCCAAAGGAGCAGCAGUUUCAGGCUGUCCAAGCUGCUAUUCUCCUUCUCCCAAAGGAAAACCGAGAAGCUUUGAAAAUCCUCCUUUUCUUUCUACGAGAUGUGGUUGCUUUUGUUGAGGAAAACCAGAUGACCCCAACCAACAUUGCUGUCUGUCUUGCACCUUCUUUGUUCCACCUCAACACCCUGAGACGGGAUAGUUCCUCCUCCUCCACUAGAUCUAGUCAGAGGAAGUGCAGCUUGGGGAAACCAGACCAGAGGGAGCUGAGUGAGAACCUGGCAGCAACGCAGGGCUUGGCCCACAUGAUAAUGGAGUGCAACAGACUCUUCCAGACUGACUUCCCGGCUUGACCUUGGCCUUUCCUCAUCAUUAUGGACUUGCCUGGUGAUCGCUAGACUGUGGCUGACCCUGGUUGCUGUCACUGGACCUGAUCCUGACCUCCCUUGCUGACUCACCUUCCUGGCUCAACCUCGGCCUGCAUCACCCUGGAUGUGUCUGAUGAUCCGGACUCUUGGCUGACCCUCCCUGCUGUCCCUGGCCCGGCUCAGGUACUGUGGGACCGGGCGGCUGCCCUGCCAGCCCUGUUAUCCCACUCGACUCCCGGCCCCUUUCCCUCAGGGGGCCACCAGUGCACCCUUGGUACACCCUGACAGUCAGCUUGGGCCUUCUCACGCUCCGCUCCAGCACCACAGCUGGGCAGGAGCCAACGUCCCAUGGCUCCCCUGAACUGACACACAGCCCUGCCCCAGGGCUCCCCCAGCACGGACCCCUGCAACCAGCCCCUUGCUUCUGAGUGACACCCACCCCCCCAGCCCAGCCUGGGAUCCAAUCGCCCCAUUGGCAUCAGCCCCCAACCUAGCCAGGGCUCCUAAGUGACCCCCUUCACGCCCAGCCCAACCGUGGCUCCCCAUUUCCUCAGCAGUGGCCCAAACCCUUCUGCCCAGCCCUGAGGCCCCUUGGGGUGCCCUGACACCUGCUGCCUGCCCACACCCUACAGUCAGCCCUGGCAACAGAGCUGGCCCACCCCUGCCUGCACGGCCCCCUGAAAUAGCCCCACAGGGACUCUGAGCUGCCCUUGGACCCACGGGCGUCCUGCACACUCCUGCUACGACCAGAGUGCUUCACAAGAAGCACCGCUGAUGCCAGGCCUGCGAGCUGUGGGGCUGCCCCUCACCGGGGGGUGCCAGGGCCCUGCUGGUGUGCCCCCUGCCCUGCCAGGGGAGAGGUUUGGUGCCGGCACCCAGGGACCGCCUGGAGAGGGCUGUCCCCCUUCUGCUGGUGACCUCCAGGAGAGGCUGCAGGCAGCUCCACGGGGCAGCCUCAGCCAUGUCCAUGCCUGGACACGCACCCGCUGCUCUGAACCUGGACCCUGACGCUUGGCCCUGCCUGGUCACUGUGGCCGUUGCUGGCCAUCGCUGGACUGCGGCUGGUGCUGUUAACCGCCACCGAACCUGACCCCACCUGGCUUGGCCUUAGCCCUGCCUCGGCACUGAUGGAUGCACCUGCAACUGGGACUCUCUGUUGGUUGCUGCUGCCAUUCCUGAGCCUGCCCUGCGUCUCCCUCAGGUACCUGACUGUUGCCUUGGUCAGCUCACUAACAACUUCCAUGAAAUAACCAUCCUGAGCACCAGGGCCUCGCACUGCUGGGCUGGGAUGAGACUGCUUGGCUCCCCUGAGAGCUCUGUGCUCUGCUGAGGGAUGCCAGAGAUGACAUCAAAAGCUUGGGUGAUCUGCUCACACCUGGCAAAUAAGGAAACAGCUACAUCCUCUGCACAGGCUUAAUCCCCAG